This is a messenger RNA of Triticum dicoccoides, 1337 nucleotides long. Its product is annotated as CRIB domain-containing protein RIC7-like. NCBI's taxonomy places the organism in Eukaryota, Viridiplantae, Streptophyta, Magnoliopsida, Poales, Poaceae. The transcript has 5 exons. The coding region runs from base 361 to 1071 and encodes 236 amino acids. The record is from RefSeq and is a predicted model, not a curated record.
CUCAAAUGGUUCUUGGCCCUACACAAAAUUAGACAUAAGAUAGAACUCCUCCUCCCACCCUCAGAAUUCCAUUGACGCGAUGCGCCCUCCGCUGAGCUCAGCAUAAGUUUAUGAAGCAUAUGCCCAAUGACAUGCGAGACCUCGCAAUAUCGAGCUAACAUAAUUCUGGGACAAAGAGACAAAGAGAAAAGGAAACAAGUUAUUGCCCCUUUGAGGAGGAAGUGAGAGAAUUGGUUAACAAGGUUAACAAGGUUGCCAACCAAUGUUCAUUUUUGUUGCCAUUGAGAUUUGAGAUUCGUAAGAGAAUUCAAGGAGACUGCUUGGGCACGAGUAAGUAGAAAAGGGUAGUUCAUAAAGGACAUGAGCACAAAGAUGAAGAAGGGGAUCCUGAGGCCCUUCCGCUACUUCUCAAACAUAAUGGAUGCUAAGGAACAAGAAUUGCAAAUUGGUUUCCCAACGGAUGUGAAACAUGUGGCACAUAUCGGAUGGGAUGGACCUAGUGUCCCAAACAAGGAGAAGGAGGCAGGAGCACCUAGUUGGAUGAAAGACUACCACUCAGCACCACUGGAUUCAGCCUCAUUUAGGAGUGAUAGGGGAGGUUCUGCUGCCUCUAACCCAUGGGCUUCUCAAGAAAUAGUUCUAGAUGGAGCGGGCCUGGGAGAUACCUCUUUCGGGGAUACUAAAAGUGAAGCUGGUGGAAUCGAUGUCACUGUUGGUGACUCCCCUCCGUCCCCGGGCUCCCGCCGGUCAAGGCGAAACCGCUCUCGGGGUUCUGACACCUCCUCUAUGGAUGUCACAACAGGCAAUACUGAGAUCUUGGAGAAGAAGGAGAAGGCCAAGAAAGGCACCCGAAAGAAUAGAAAGAAAGAUAAGGACAAGGCAGCUGAGGACACUGCCGGUUCCACCUGUCAGGACCUCCCCGCAGUGCCCAAGAAGUCCAACCGCAGAAAAAACAAAGGAAGCUCCGAAGGAAGUGGUGGUGCAUCGACCAAGGAUGGUGGAGGUGGACCAGAGGUGGGCACAAUACCGCUAACUCUGGUGGCCGACGAAGAAAAGGAUCACGAAUUGUAAACUGUUGACAGGCAAGCUGCUCUCAUUUGGAGAUGAAAGCAUAUGCUCGUUACGAGCUAGAGUACUUUGAGUUUAAUUGGUUGGAUCAAGUGGUGAUUGAUAUAUAAUAAAGUACUCAAAUCAAAUGACACAAGCAUGCAGGUGUUGAAGGUUACAUGCUGUUUUAGCAUUAACAGGAAUGGGUUUGCACACCCUAACACAACUCUUUUCCUCUAUUUUCUUUGUAAUACUGAUCAUUUUUAAAACCCAUUGUCCUGUUCCAGAUA